UGUGAGUGUUGGAACACCUAUAUUUUAAACUAGAAGUGGUAAAUAUAUGUGGUUUUCAGGAAAUUUUAAGCCCAAGGGAAAGACUGCGCUUAUCCUAGGCGCCUCUCAGGGAUUGGGUGCAGAUCUUGCAUUGAAAUUGUAUCAAGAAAAUUGUUCGGUAAUUCUUGUAGCGCGUACUGAACUGAAAUUAAAAGCACAAGUUGAGACUAUUAGAGGCACUUCCAGCAAAGAAAGCCAAACAACGGCAAACUAUAUACCCUGCGAUGCAUCUGAUUAUAAUUCAUGUGUCGAACUCUGGAAAAAUGUUUACAGUGAGGGCUGGGACCCAGACUAUAUCUUUUGUUGUGCUGGAUCAUCCAUUCCAAAAUUAUUUGGUGAUUUAAGUGGAUCUGAAUUGAGCAUGGGGAUUACUACAAAUUAUCUGACAACUUUAAACCUCAUCCAUUCUGGGUUUAAGGAAGUCAAACAAAAAUUAGAAGGUGGUACGACACCAAAACCUCGUCAUAUUAUUUUAUUUCUGUCUGUAGUGUCAUUCUUCCCAUUUAUUGGAUACGCUCAAUAUGCUCCGAUGAAGGCAGCUAUACAAUCACUUUCGAUUAUUUUGCGCCAAGAGUUGGGCCCUUUCAAUUAUAGAGUCUCCUGUGUAUUCCCUGGAAAUUUCCAAAGUGAAGGAUUCGACGAGGAACAAAAGACAAAGCCAGAAAUCACUAAAACUAUAGAGGGCCCCAGUAGCCCAAUCCCUGGACCAGAGUGUGCGCAGAUUGUAUUGAAUAAGCUUGACCAAGGCUAUGAUACCAUCACCACUGAUGCCAUUGGCUGGCUCCUAGGAUGUUCUGUACUUGGUGUAUUGCCAAGAACUUGGGGUUUCUUACAAGUUCUUGUAAGUUUAGUUUUCCUGAUCAUUGCACCAAUCGCUAACUGGGUAAUAUAUAGAGAUAUUGUCAAGUAUUUUGAUAAGGAAAAGCGAGCAUAAAUUGAUAUUAAUGAGAGAGAUAUAAUAAAUAGUAAUAGUAUACCUUAAUUGAAUUUGUAUUGUAAUACAUUCGAUAGAAUUGAGAUAUCAAACAAAUUCGUAUCAUUUCGUUGUGCCUGAAAUGGACCUUUCGGUGAGGAUCUGCUCUUUUUCCACAAAAAAUGAGUUCACCGAUAGAGUUUAGCUCCACAUUACAAUUUCAUGAUCUUAAAUAUUGUACAUUUCUACUUACU
[Candida] anglica is the source of this 1206-nucleotide messenger RNA. The record is from the annotation of a GenBank genome assembly. Lineage: Eukaryota; Fungi; Ascomycota; Pichiomycetes; Serinales; Debaryomycetaceae.